Molecule: messenger RNA, 753 nt
Organism: Erythranthe guttata (spotted monkey flower)
Lineage: Eukaryota; Viridiplantae; Streptophyta; Magnoliopsida; Lamiales; Phrymaceae
Product: B3 domain-containing protein Os04g0386900
Molecular function (GO): DNA binding
Source: RefSeq, a predicted model, not a curated record
AAUUUUGAAAGGUGCAGCGAUAUGAAACCCUAGGCACAAUCAAUUCAAUUUUAUUUGACCAUUCGUCUCCAAUUUGAAUUUUCCUUUUCACCCGCAAAGCCAAAACCCCCAAAUUAACAACGGUAAUAUGUUGGAUAAUUCAAAACAAGACGCGGUGCAAAAGAAGACACAGGCUCCAGAGCAUGAAGAAAUCGGAAGCACUCGAUUCGAUUCGAUUUCCGAAGCAGCUAAAGCAGAUGAAGACGAAAUCUGUUAUCUUUCGGGGAAGCCAUAUUUUGAUUUAGUUUUAUCAAAAUCACAUUUGCUGCCCAAUGGACUGUUCGUGCCUGUCACUAUUAGUAGCACGCUUCCUCGUACAACUGUCCCUGUUGUUCUAAGACACGGUGGCAGAACUUGGAACAUGUCUUACGUCGGGAACAUGGUUCGCCGUAGGUUUGACAGCCAAUGGAAAACAUUUGUGGCCGACAAUAAUCUGAAAGUUGGAGAUGGUUGUGUUUUCGAACUAAUGGAGUCUAGCGGUACGAAUCUCAUAUUCAAAGUUAUGAUUGUGAGGGGCGAUAUUCCACCUCAAUUGCAGGAACUGAUCGAUUCUCGUGGUAAGUCUGACGAGGCACCUAUAGUUCUCGACUAGACUCGGUUCAUUGAAUUCGAUGAUACAGUUAUAUGUCAUAGAAUUGUACGUCUCGAAUAUCUCUAGUUGACUCUUGAUGAAAUCUUCGACUUAUUAAUAUUCAUUUUACAUGUUCGUUUCAA